Molecule: messenger RNA, 3562 nt
Organism: Patella vulgata (common limpet)
Lineage: Eukaryota; Metazoa; Mollusca; Gastropoda; Patellidae
Product: potassium voltage-gated channel protein egl-36
Exons: 2
Coding region: 1396-2703 (435 amino acids)
Biological process (GO): potassium ion transmembrane transport; protein homooligomerization
Cellular component (GO): membrane; voltage-gated potassium channel complex
Molecular function (GO): voltage-gated potassium channel activity; protein binding
Source: RefSeq, a predicted model, not a curated record
UUGGACAUGAAUUAUAGAUCGUUGGUUGGUGACAUUUUAUGGCUACAUAGAGAAAUACUGGUAGUCGUUCGGAUGGGACGUAAAACCGAUGUCCCACGUACACAUUGGCGUGCACGUAAAAGAAACCUUGACAGUUGGAAUUCGAAAUAAGAGUAGACAGUAGUAUCAAUAUGCGGGCACAGUUUACUCUCACAGCCCACCGUAAAACGUAUACCAGUCUUCUUUAGCUAUGACGGUGAAGACAAGUAGUUAGUUAGUUAAACCCAAUUUUAUUUCAUUUCUUUUCGUCCCCGUCUUUCUAAGAAAACUGGGGACGAUCAACACGUGUUCGACACCACAUCUGUAUGUCACAGGGUUUGGGACAAAAAACCUCUGCUUAUAAUUGAGAUAAAUAUUCCAACUUGGUGUAGAUGUUCAAUGGGCGGAUGACUUGUUUGAGUUCGAUGAUGAACACUUUCUGCUUAGGUUGAGCAGCUGUCUGUGUUACAUCACAUCAAUAGCGACCUUUCGCAUUGGUACGAAAACGUCACCGAUUCGUGUGUACUUGUGACGUCAAUCCGUACAUGAGUGUUCGGCCAGUUAAGAACGUCAUACUUCGGAUUGCGAAACCGCGUGUUUGUGGAUACGUAAUACUGCGACCAUACGGCGACUAGAAAAUGCACAAGGUCGCCGGCAAACGUGAACACAACGCAAGAAAAUGUCCCAAACUUGAAAAAAGUCGCGUUCUCACAGCUGUCCAGGUCAGUUUGCAGAACCUUCGCGUUUGUUUUGAACAUGCUCAAAACAAACGCCGUGACUCGGCGAUCAUAGCACGAUUUUCCGUCUCCGUAUCAGCACAAUAAGGACGCCAACCAGGUCUGACGGGGUAUUAACGAACGCGUGUUCGCUUUCGUACCGAUGCGAAAGGUCCCUAAUAUCUUGACUAAGUUUGACACUGGCCAUUUUUCUGCUCAAGUUAAGCAGAUGAUACACAAUUUGAUUGUUCGAUGCUUUUUAAAAAAAUAUAAAUAUGUUUUUAUUAUUAAUGAGGGUUAUCUAUUUAUUUUAGGAUUGAGGCGGGGAACAUCAUGCUCGCUGUUGAUCUUUUUCUUGAACUGCUUGAGUCCUAUUAAAUGUCGCGAAAUCCUGUCUUUUUGUGCACUUACAACUGUGAUGACAGUUGAAUACCAGGGGAUCUAAUUAUCCGUGAUCUGGUCUAUUGUGUAUACUUUACUUGAACAUACUUUAAAUAAACAGACUUCUUCUAUUGCCAACGGACUCAUUGGAGAUGAUCACGAAACUGUUAUUAACAUAAAUCGUUAGUCGCAAGACUACGUGUAGCUCAAUGUUGUGAAUAAUUAAUUGCAGCACACGGUCUGUCCAGUAUUACACGUGAUUACAGUUGGUUAUUUCAAAAUGAGUGAACGAUCGAAAGUACGGAUAAAUAUAGGAGGACAAUUAUUCGUUACAAGACAGUCACGUCUUAAUAAGUUUCCGGGUUCGAGAUUAUCUCGUUUAAACAAGGACUCAGAUGAGUUCGAGGAAGAGAGUGGAGAGUAUUAUUUUGACAGAGAUCCCGCAUUGUUUAGCCCCAUAAUGAAUCUGUAUCGAAAUCACGGGCUCCAUCUACCUAAACAUGUAUGUGGUAGCUACAUGCUACAAGAAUUACAGUUUUGGGAGAUACCCGAAGAACUUGUGUCAGAAUGUUGUUGGAAGGUUCUGUAUAAGGUUGAACGUAAUGAAAAUCUGGCUGAAGCAAUGCAAAAGAUGGCAGAUUCCGCAAAAUUUGCGUGUCUUUCACCUAGCGAUGCACAAAGACGAUAUUGUAGAUGGAAGCAUGCUAUGUGGAUGCUUCUCUCUAGACCACGAUCAUCAUUUCCAGGAAAGAUAUUUAACAGCUUAUAUCUACUGAUGGUACUGGUAUCUGUUUUUGUUUUUGUCAGCAAUACUCAUCCAGCUUUUAGAAUUGAACGCAUCUUCAACUUUACCAACCCCCAGCCUUAUAUCAAUAUUAACAAUUCUAUAUAUUUGAUGUUUUAUAAUACUGUUCCGCACCCAUCGCUUGUUUAUGUCGACGUGAUCUGUGCUAUUUUCUUUACGUUAGAAUGGCUGCUUUCCUUCUUUACUACUCCUUGUAAGUUCAAGUUUAUGAAAAAUGCUCUGAAUAUCAUUGACGUUUUGGUGAUCAUAUGUAAUUGGGCGACGCUUAUCAUAGACAUGGCUUUUGACGACGGAUUCAUAAUGUUUCAUCCCACUUCUUUCGUAUACAUUUCUUACAUCAGACUUAAAUACAUCUCAGUGAUGAGAAUUUUGCGAUUCUUUAAAUUAGCGGAAAGGUUCCCAUCCCUUCAUAUAAUGUUGUUGUCGGUUAGAAAGAGUAUUAGAGAGUUGACAAUGAUGACAGUGUGCGUAUUUAUCAUCGCAACUUUGUUUGGAUGUGCUCUGUAUUUAGCUGAAGUUGAGGAAGAAACAGUUACGGAUAUUCCAUUAGGCAUUUGGUGGGCAAUCGUCACUAUGACAACUGUUGGUUAUGGGGAUAUAUAUCCAAAAACGGCCUUGGGCAGAUUUGUUGCAUCUUGUUGUGCUAUUACCGGUUUGUUAGCAUUAUCAAUGCCAAUUGCAAUCAUUGCUUCAAAUUUUAAUGAAUAUUACACGCGAGACAAAGAACGUGAGAGGAGAAUAAUAUGGGAAAAGGGAAAUAACUCUGAAAAGCCCGACUUGUAACGACAUCUUGUCUCUAUUACGUACCUACUCAUUCUGUGUAAAUAUGUAAUUUAUGAAAUUAUUUAAAACUUUUAAACAACGUAAUGAAAGUGAUACAAGUGGCUUUAAAAAAACGAGAAAACAUUCAAGGCUAUUCCGAUAAAUAAAGUAAACGGAACAGUACUGCCCGGAGAUCGAAAUGACAAGAGUGAUUUUUUUUUUAUAUUUCUAUUUCUAUCGUAAGCCAUGAAUCUGCAUCUUUGUCGUCGUGUGAUUAUCUAGGCCACAAUAUAUGUAUGUUUGUAUCAUAGACCCAGUGCAUUAAUAUUAUUGACAUUAAUUAUCAGUCUUGUAACUUUUUAGCUUUGGGGUGAUGUGGGGGGGGGGGCGCAUAUUUUUCACCAAUGGACGCCCCACUCCCACCAAAUAUCCUGCGUCUGCUACUGUCACCAAGUAAUGUACCCCUGUUAAUGAGGACAUUAACACGAGUGAGGGUAGGCCUAGAGAAGUUCCUACUUAGACCCACCCAAUCAAUGUGAAUAAUAGGGGCCAAGUAGACUGGAGUAGACCAGACCUACUUCUACACUCUUUUUUUAUCGUUUAUCUCAAAAGUUAACGCCUCAUUUACUACUAUCUUUUGUAGACCUAUUUGACUGAUAAUUCAGGUUGAGAUAUCGGACUAAUUAUGUAUUGCUGUAAAAUUAUGAGAGAGAAAAAUGGGGUUCAACAUCCAGUUUAGACAAACUAGGUCAUUUAAAGACUAUCAUAUGGUAGAAUUUUAUUUCAAUAAUUCGCUUGCGGGAGAAACCCGAUGACCACACCCUACCCUUUUAUUAUUGUUAUUAAACUAUUUUUUUAUUACUAUUUAAACUAAUUUUUA